Molecule: messenger RNA, 1544 nt
Organism: Coccidioides posadasii C735 delta SOWgp
Lineage: Eukaryota; Fungi; Ascomycota; Eurotiomycetes; Onygenales; Onygenaceae
Source: RefSeq, a predicted model, not a curated record
AAUACUCCUACGGCAACCUUCAAAUGUCUAUCUGUGAGACUCGUGCUUGUUGGAUAGUUAAGUGGUGAUAUUUCCGAAGCACCAACACAAAAGGAACGCGUUGCGCAUCCACAUCAUCACCGGCGGGUGGAGAGGUGCGGAACACUGCAACAUCUUUGUCGCGGCCUAUGAGUUGCCAACCUCUGCUCGGUCUCCUCGGCAUUCCAUGUCAGCCGCAGCAGCAACCAGGAUUCUAACCCCAAAGAGCGGGAUCAGCGCCCGGCCCCAUUCUUUUGCCGAAUAAGCAUUGGCUUCCGUUCGAUCCUUUACCUGCUGCUUUUUGCGCAGCGAGGCACUCGUUUCCUGUAGCAGGGUAUUUUCUCUAGGCUUCUGGGUUUGCUUGGAAAAACAUCAUCGUGAUAACCUGGUAUAAAUGUUCUUCAGAGGGGCGUUUCAUCCAAUAUCCCAUCUCCCUUUGCUUUGCAGAUGCAAACCCAGCAGCGUAUUAUUUUCGACAAAGACUUUUAAUGGAUUCACUGAGAACUGAGAAACUAACUUCAAAGCACGCUAUGAUCGUCGUUCGCGCGAGGUGCUGAACUUCGUAUUCUUGGGGCAAACACUGCCACCAUGGAUGCCAUCCUGGUAUCCUGUCGUUUCAUAAAAUCACAUAUUGACGCUCGCACUCGAAGAAAUGACACUCUCUGAGUGUCAUUUCGUCUCCUAUCUCGCGUUCAAAGAUGAUUUUUCCCAAGCUCUUCGGGACCAGAACCCAGGGCCACUCUUGGUGGCCCAACUGUCGCGCGGGUCAAUUCUUCCUCUUCCCAGCAGUCAUCUUUUCGGUUCUAUUGUGGAUUUUCGUUAUCGCUUCUGCUAUAUACAGCGUGGUGCUAGACAACAAAAGCCCCCGUGCUUUGAACGCUCCCAUCUGGUGGCACAGAGUCUCUGAUGACUGCACUAUUGCUCAGGGACAAAUCGUUGCGUUAUUAUUUGGCAUCUGCUUUGAAACCGUCCAACUCUCAAUCCACAUUUUCCUUUUCUCAACAGGCAGACUCCACCCGAUCACGGCGCUCGUGCUCUCCAUCCUCUCGUUCGGCAACUGGUUUGGCUCCUCCUUUUAUAGUCCGCUGGCUAAUCUCGCCGCCGAAAGACAAUUCCCAGCUACCUGGGAGACGCUGUUCUGGAUACGUCAGGCUCUCGGAUAUUGCCUUCUCCUCCUGUAUUUGGCGUAUAUUGUACACGCAUCCAUUGCUACGCACAGGUGGCGGAUUGCCAAGAAGAAGCGAAGAACAGAGGAGCAAGAGACAAACAUCAAGUUGGAAGAUAUCGAAUAAUUUGUUCUGCAUUGACAGAAGCCCUGGUUAGCUGGUCGAAGUUCCCACCAUUAUGAGCGCUCCGCUGGUCCAUCAGAUGGUGAAUUCUAUUUUAACCAGAUGAUGGGUAUAAUGUGUAAUGUGUAAUGUCUAAUAUUUUAGAGAUUGUUUGCAACGGUUCUUUCAUUUAGAUAUGGCCUGUCCCUAAUGCUGGAUGGGCGCAAGUGAGCGAGAUCAAUCGACCUUUCUUGCGUU